AUGAAGUUCCAACGCGAAGACCACGUUCCUCCGGCGAGGCAGUGUGAAAUCUACCACGUUGUUACGGUUAUUAGCCGAAUAAGUGGAGACGGCUCCAGUGACGCCCCGAAACUCUGUUUCGCUGACACGUACAACGUCGGCCGACCGUACCCUCACACAACCGAGCCAGAAAUCACGUCAACGCCAGAUGAGAGGGAGUUCCACUAG
Molecule: messenger RNA, 207 nt
Organism: Soboliphyme baturini
Lineage: Eukaryota; Metazoa; Nematoda; Enoplea; Dioctophymatida; Soboliphymatidae
Source: the annotation of a GenBank genome assembly